Pararge aegeria (speckled wood butterfly) is the source of this 695-nucleotide messenger RNA. RefSeq names its product DNA-directed RNA polymerase II subunit RPB7 (gene Rpb7). Gene Ontology annotation, molecular function: single-stranded DNA binding; translation initiation factor binding; single-stranded RNA binding. Lineage: Eukaryota; Metazoa; Arthropoda; Insecta; Lepidoptera; Nymphalidae. The transcript is spliced from 6 exons. The coding region runs from base 127 to 648 and encodes 173 amino acids. Gene Ontology annotation, cellular component: RNA polymerase II, core complex; P-body. Gene Ontology annotation, biological process: positive regulation of translational initiation; positive regulation of nuclear-transcribed mRNA poly(A) tail shortening; transcription initiation at RNA polymerase II promoter. The record is from RefSeq and is a predicted model, not a curated record.
CGGCGCGGCAUUAGGCGAACGGGAAACGUUUCAAUGCAUUUGCUACUAUAAGUAAAACAUUUUUGUUAUUUACGUUUUCAUAAUGUAUUAAAGUGCCCCACUGAUGAAUAUAAAUUACCACUGACGAUGUUUUAUCACAUAUCUUUAGAGCACGAGAUUUUACUUCAUCCUCGAUACUUUGGGCCCCAGUUACUAGACACAGUAAAACAGAAGCUAUAUACAGAGGUAGAAGGGACAUGUACAGGCAAAUAUGGUUUUGUAAUAGCAGUAACAACAAUAGAUAGUAUAGGGGCUGGACUUAUUCAGCCUGGUCAAGGAUUUGUGGUAUACCCUGUCAAAUAUAAAGCUAUAGUUUUCCGACCCUUCAAAGGAGAAGUUCUUGAUGCUAUAGUUACCCAAGUAAAUAAGGUUGGAAUGUUCGCUCAAAUAGGUCCAUUAAGCUGUUUUAUUUCUCAUCAUUCAAUUCCGGCAGAUAUGGAGUUUUGCCCUAAUGUUAACCCCCCCUGCUACAAAAGCAAACAGGAAGAUAAUGUCAUACAGGAAGAGGAUGUCAUCAGAUUAAAGAUUGUUGGUACACGAGUUGAUGCCACUGGAAUUUUCGCAAUCGGAACAUUGAUGGACGACUAUUUAGGAUUAGUGACACAGUAAUUGUAAUUAAAUUAUUUUGUAAGUUAAUAAUACAAAAUGAAACACAA